Messenger RNA from Ceratitis capitata (Mediterranean fruit fly), 1936 nucleotides. It is a transcript of the gene Cdk5alpha, whose product is annotated as cyclin-dependent kinase 5 activator 1. Lineage: Eukaryota; Metazoa; Arthropoda; Insecta; Diptera; Tephritidae. The transcript is spliced from 5 exons. The record is from RefSeq and is a predicted model, not a curated record. Gene Ontology annotation, biological process: positive regulation of cyclin-dependent protein serine/threonine kinase activity; activation of protein kinase activity. Gene Ontology annotation, molecular function: protein kinase binding; cyclin-dependent protein serine/threonine kinase activator activity. Gene Ontology annotation, cellular component: protein kinase 5 complex; cytoplasm. Bases 289 to 1602 code for a protein of 437 amino acids.
UUAACCCCCGUUUCGCGACUGCGCCAUGAAGAAAUCAAUUUCGGUGAAAAUAAAAACAUUUCAGUAAACUUGCAUUGUGCCACUAAAUUCUUGAAAACAAAACAAUUUCCAAUCUAAUUCAAUACCCAAAAAACGUGUUUUAUUGGAAGAAAUACAAAAACAAUUGAGUUGAGUGCAUUGAAAGUUUGCCAGUACUAAAUUUGAAAAUGCUAACGGCAGGUUAGAAGUAAAAACCAGUUUUGAGAAAAAAGUUUGUUCUACUUUUAGACAUUAAAUCAUCAUAGCAUAAUGGGGACAGUAUUAAGUUUUAAUCCCAGAGAACGACAUCCGUUCUAUUCUUCACAAACCAGUAUUCAAUACAGUCAACAAUCCGACAUUCGAAACGAAUGCAUACUCGAAGGACCUUGCUUAAUGGACUCCCAUUUAAAUAAUUUCUGCUAUGAACAGUUGAAUAAUGCAAAGAAUCAAGAAACCAAGCAGAGUAUUCGUGUCCCUCUCUCCAAAAACGGCAUAAUUACACAUAACGGUGCCGGUAGAAUGAAUCUAGAUAAGCAGACCCAUACCACAAGUUAUAGUUUCAAUAAGUUGAAGGGUACAAAGGAUGCUAUCAAUAAUGAUCUGGAUUCACAUAAUGAAAAUUCGACACUUUUUGCAGAGAAGAAUGCUCUGGAAAAAAGCAUAAAGAAGCAUUCAUUGUUUAUUAGUGCAUUGUCUUGGAAAAAACUUGCUGCGUCACAUAAUAAAAAGAAGAUUGAAAAUAAAAAUAAAUGUGCUAACAUACAAACAGGAUGCUUGAAAACUCAACCACUGGAUCCGGCUAAUUCAUCUUAUAUUGAUAAAAACAAAAAUGUGCGCUUACACUUCAAUCAUAUUAACGACAGUCAAAAUAUAAACUUAAAUCAAGGUGAUUCCCAAAUAUGUAACACAGCUUUUUCAACUUCGAAAACCAAAAAGCAAAUAACGUCACAAGAUCUCGUUAGAAUAAACACAACAAAUUUCAAUAAGCACAACAAAUUGAUUCAAAAAGAACCUCUCGCUCUAUCUUUGCCUCAACAAUCGCAGAUAAUUCAAAAUAAAAACGGUCAUAUUCCAAGAAAGACUGUUAUUCAGGCAUCAACUUCGGAGCUAUUGAAGUGUUUGGGAAUAUUCUUACAUUACCGGUGUAAAAAAUUAAAAAAUUUCGAAGCAGGAGAUGCCGUUAUGUGGCUAAGAGCCGUCGACCGGAGCCUAUUACUUCAAGGCUGGCAGGACGUGGCAUUUAUAAAUCCUGCAAACGUGGUAUUUGUAUACAUGCUAAUUAGAGAACUCGUUAAUGGCGAAGAAACCAAAGAAUCGGAUCUACAGGCAUCUGUGCUUACUUGCCUAUAUUUGUCAUAUUCCUACAUGGGCAAUGAAAUAAGCUACCCACUCAAACCCUUUCUAGUCGAGGACUCCAAGGAUAAAUUUUGGGAAAGAUGCCUUACAAUUGUAAAUCGCUUGAGUAGUAAAAUGCUAAAAAUCAACGCAGAACCAGGAUUUUUCACUGAAGUCUUCACGGAAUUGAAGUCAUGCGGUCAAAUCUUAUCCAACGCAAAUGGAACCUUUUCAUGUACCAGUGCUUGAUGUACAGGAGAGCAAUUCGCAUUUAGGCUUUCAUUUAUACCAUACAUUCAUACCAAGGAACGUGCAUUCGCUUUGGAUGCUUAUUAAUAAACAUACAUACAUACAUAUGUAUAUUAAAAUGAAGAAUGGUGUCAAACUGUAUAACAUAUUAACAGCGUAAAGAAGCUGCAAAUAAAAAGUUUUAGAAAAAUUAGAAAUAGUUAUUGAACUGUUAUGAAAUGAAAGUGGUGUGAGUUAAUUUUUUCGCAACGACAUAUUCAAUUUAAAAUUUAAAAAUACUGGAUAAGAUGAUUUUAGUGGUUGAUGCCUUUUUUGUAGUGCCAAAACAUCAAAA